AGCCCGCUCCCGGGAGAGUGAAGAAAUCCAACACCAUUGGCUGCUUCGGUACUGGCGGCAGGGCUGUAAAGAACAAAGGUUUGACUUUCAGUUUCGUUUCUUUUCCGCCCUGAGACUUCCCAAGAGAAGAGCUUGCACGAUUAAGAAGAAUGGCUGGUGUCAAAUCUAGAUUAACACAAGAUGAAGUAAAGCAACUGCAACAUCUGUUGGGGAGCAGACAAUUCUCUCUUCUCUAUAAAGCAAGCGUCCAUGGUUACAAUGCUUCUAUAUUUCAUGCCAAGUGUGAUGGACAAGGGCCAACUGUAGCAGUAGCAUAUAAUGGAAGUGGUUAUGUUUUUGGAGGAUUUACAAGUCAGUGCUAUGUUUCAUCUGGAGGGUACAUAAAGGAUGAGAAGGCUUUUCUCUUUAGAUUGAAAGGCAGAGAGGGUGUGCUUAGCCCACUAAAAAUUCCUGUUACAACUGCAUCAGGUGCUAUAUAUGACUAUAGUUCCCUUGGCCCUAAUUUUGGCGGUGGAGCACUGCAGUUGUUGAACCAAAAUGCCGCCGCAGCGGCAACAAGUUCUAACAACAACUACACAUACAAUGUUGCUGACCUGCAUGGAAAUGAUCUAGGCCUUACAGAAUGUGAGGUGUAUCGAGUUGAAGAUAUUAGCAGUUUCCUGGAAUCUCCAUGGAGGAAGAUUACAUGGACAACUGAGGAAAGAGCGAAAAUAAUGGAGGAAAUCAGAUCUUACAAACCUUAUUUAAAUUCAGUGCCACAGAUUCGGAUUUUGGUUCUUGGUCCAAUUGGAGCUGGGAAGUCCAGUUUUUUCAACUCUGUGAAUUCUGUUUUCCGAGGUUAUGUGACAAGCCAAGCCAUAGCAGGAUCUGAUAAUACUAGCGUGACAACACAGUACAGGGCUUACCCAGUUAAAGAUGGAAGGGAUGGCAAGCCUCUGCCUAUUAUCUUCUGUGACACAAUGGGAAUAGAAGAAAAAUCAGGAACAGGUCUGGAAAUUGAUGAAGUGUCCAACAUAAUAAAAGGCCACAUUCCUGAUAGGUACCAGUUUAAUCCAGCUGCCACCCUUCGCCCAGAUUCUCCAGGCUAUGUCAAGACCCCUUCUCUGAAGGAUCAGAUUCAUUGUGUUGCAUUUGUUAUUGAUGGGUGCAAAAUUGAGAUUCUCCCUGAGAAACUGGAAGACAAGCUGAAACAGCUUCGAAGGAAAGUGAACCAGUUUGGAAUCCCACAGCUGGUUUUGCUAACUAAAGUGGAUGAAAUUUGCCCUGGUCUUGAAGAAGACAUCCAGUGUGUGUACAAAAGCAAAGCUGUUGAGAAACAGAUGCGGAUAACUGCAGAGAAACUUGGAAUCCCUCUUGCUCAGAUUGUACCUGUUAAAAACUACUGCUCCGAGUUGGAUCUUUCAUUCGAUGUUGACAUCCUGUUACUUUCCGCCGUGAGGCAGCUUAUACGUUUAGCAGAAAGCUACCUUGACAAUUUCCCUUUUGAGAAGCCAAAAAAAGAGCCCUAACCUGAUGUUUAUUGUGAUGCUGGAUAUUUUAUGUGCUAUCACGAGAGGUCAAAUUUAUUGCUCCAUUGACUUCAGUGGAGUUGCACUUGCUUAUGCCCAUGGUGAAUUUGGCUCAGUGGUUCUAUAUCUUGUUACUGCCUGCGUAAGAUUAAUGGUAUUUUUGCAUGUAUCAAGGGAAGAAUAGAUUCUCCAGCUUUCAAGGUGGGAUUCCUUUAUUAAACAUUCCACAUUCUUACUCUUCUCCAUUUAAAAAUAAAAUUGUAACAGUAGAUUGUAAAACUUUUGUUAGAUUAAUUGGAAAAAUAAAUUACUGUAAUCACUUUUUCAGUCACUUCAUCCAGGUUGGGGACUUCAGUAACUCAGCAAGCGGUUGUGGGCCUGUUGCAGGAGUGGAUGGGUGAGGUUCUGUGGCUUGUGAUGUGCAGGAGGUCAGCCUAGAUGAUCAUGAUAGUCCCUUUUGGCCUUAAAAUCCAUGAGAAGAGGUUAGGCAGAAACACAAGGGACCUACUUUUCUUCUCGCUUACACUGGUUAAAAACUGCAGUAUCUCUGUUGACAUCAGCAAUUACUUCAGAUUUGCACUUGAGUACUUGAGAGCAGAGUUUGGAUUAGAUUUUUGAUGAGAUGUAAUAUCAAAUGCAAUGGUAACAAUACAAAGAGUAGUCAAGGUUCUGACUGUUCCAGAAAGAGUUGGCAUGGCUGGUAUAUGGUUCCCUGCAGGUACAGUUGAGGGGAAGGGCUACUUCCUAUACUAUAAACCAUAAUUAAAAUCGAGCGAUGCAUGUUAUUGGACAAGAAUUUAUUUUCUU
Mauremys reevesii (Reeves's turtle) is the source of this 2315-nucleotide messenger RNA. RefSeq names its product interferon-induced protein 44-like. NCBI's taxonomy places the organism in Eukaryota, Metazoa, Chordata, Testudines, Geoemydidae. The transcript is spliced from 8 exons. The record is from RefSeq and is a predicted model, not a curated record. Bases 150 to 1508 code for a protein of 452 amino acids.